Plasmodium vivax (malaria parasite P. vivax) is the source of this 2508-nucleotide messenger RNA. RefSeq lists its product as hypothetical. The transcript has a single exon. The record is from RefSeq and is a predicted model, not a curated record. NCBI's taxonomy places the organism in Eukaryota, Apicomplexa, Aconoidasida, Haemosporida, Plasmodiidae. Bases 1 to 2508 code for a protein of 835 amino acids.
AUGAUCGCAACUGCGCAGUGCAGUCAGUCCGCAGAAGCGCCAACGCGGUUUGAAGUCUCAAAUGAAGGCCCCGCUGAGACGAACUCAAUUGAAAAAAUUUUAGACGAAACGAACUCGAUGAUCUAUGUAAACGAAAUAUGCAUGCAGAUGGAUAAGAGCAUCUUAAAGUGCCAGACGUACGAAGAUAUUCUCUCCAUUCUUAUAACGCACAGGGGAGCUCUAUUCCUUCAGAACUUGAUAACGGCGAUACGGAUGCUAGCCGGGUUUGUCAUUGAGGAGAGGAAGAAAAGGAAAAGCGAAGGGGAAGGCGAAAGUGAUGUGAGUAUACCAUUUAGGAGGUACGCAAAUAAAUUUGUAAGGGUAGAAGAAGGGGGGGAAGUAAGUGGGCAUGUGACGGGAGGCAACCACUUAGAAGAGGUAAUUGGGCAUGUGACGGGAGGCAACCACUUAGAAGAGGUAAUUGGGCAUGUGACGGGAGGCAACCACUUAGAAGAGGUAAUUGGGCAUGUGACGGGAGGCAACCACAUAGGAGAUGCACCUGGCAAGCGAGAAGCUAGCCGUCCAAGUAAUCCAGACGAACACCUACCCGGUGGGAGCACCUCCGAACUGUGCAAAGGCAGAGAUCUUUCCCCCUUUGACAAAAUUGAAAAGAAUUUAAUAGAAAGGUACCGACACAUUUUCGACGUGCUAAAAAACAAGGAGUUACUGGAGAGUGAAAAUUUUUUUGAGAAAAACAGAAAAGUGGAAGAAAUCAUCGUGCGAGAUGAGCGAUUUAGCUUGCUCAUAGAUGAUAUAUACAAAAAUAGAAAGCACUUUGAUGUAGUGUCCAUCUGCCACAUUUUGAUAUCCCUGAAGGAGCUAAAUUACAAGCACUUCCUCCUCUUCAAUUCGUUUAUGAAUCCGCUAAAAAAUUUCGACGCGUACAUUAAGGAACAGUUUGAAAAUGGCCAUCAAAAAAUUGUGCAGAUCCACUCGGUUAUUCAGUUACUACUGCAAUGCUUUAACACGUACAUCUGGGCUGGGUACUACAACCUAGACAUAUAUAACAGGCUGAUAAACAGCGUCUUGUUGAAUAAUUUCAUCCAAUUAAGAAGCGAAAUUGUGCAUGAGCAGGUAGGGAGUUACGCCUACAUGGGCUAUAAAUAUGAUGUGAACUAUCCCUUGUCGAGUGACGAAAUAUUUUCAUCUCUCAACUUGAGUGAAAAAUAUUUUUCGAAAAAGAAUUUUUUAACCGCCCCCCUGGGGAGGGCCUCCGAAGAGGGAGUGGGGUUAACGGGAAAGGUACCCCAUCGGGAAGGUAGCCCCGUCCAGCAGAACAAGGAAAGCUACACACAGAGUAGCGUAGUAGGAACGAGCUUAGCUAAUGACUUGAAAUGCAUACCGCCCAGUGAAACCCCUCGCUGGGGAACUUCCCCACCAAAAGAGAGGCCCUUCUACUGCUGCCCCAUUUUCCUAAAUCUAGACCUGUUCCUCCAAAGCGUAGAAAUUUACAAACACGUUUAUGUGUACAAUCCUUCCUUCUUUAAAAUGAGCGAGAAAGUUGUUUAUUACUACACGCAGUAUUUGACGCCCACGAACUUCAGCAUGAUAGCUGAUGCGUUUUCCAAGCAUAGAAUUUUUGCACUAGAACAUGAUCGAUUUUUUUUCCACCUUUCCAAGCUGAUGGAGAAAAAUUUUGAUAAAUUUUCCUACGGAGAUAUUUUCCUCAUUUUGAAUUCAUUCAAAAGGAUGAAUUUAUUGUUCCAAAGGUGUAUCAUUUUAGGGGCAGAAAAGUUCGAGCCAUAUUUUCACCAGCUUUAUAUUAACAGAAGGCAGUGCUCCUUAUCCCUAAAAGAGGUGUCCAUUUUAAUGGAAUCUUUGGCCUUUUUCCACUUCCCCCACAAGGCAAUCGAUCAGUGCAUCACAGCAGCUGUGAACUAUCUGGAAGAUUACAUUGAAGAGAUCGACGAAGAAACAGCAAUUAAUAUUUCCUACGCGUUAGUUCUAUCAAAUGUGUAUCAUACCAAUACGUACUUCUUCUCAUUCGUUUGGAGGAAAAUUGGAAAAAGCACUUACUGGGAAAAAAGGAAAAAUCAAAUUUGCCUGCUGUGGUUAUCUCAUAUGAUUCAGUUCAAAUGGAUGGAAUAUGAUUUACCGAAGUUUUGCGUCUUGGAAUGUUUGAAAAUUUUUUUUUUAAAAAGAAAGGAGAAUAUGUUUUCCUUCUCGAAAAUUUUGUCGUCCGUUUCGCAAAUCCUCGAUGAGUUCCACAUUGGCCACGACGUUUCAGUUGACAUUUAUGGCCCCUAUGUGCUGGACAUUUUAAUAGGGGGAGACAAAAGGCAGGUUAUCAUGCUCACGCAGGAUACCACGAGAAAUGAAAUAGGCAGACAGUUGGGCGAUUCCAAAAUCGUCAUCGGCCAUUUGCAACUGUUUGGCUAUAAUGUGCGCCCCCUCAACACGAAGUAUUUCGACUCACUGGGCGACAGGGAGAGGCGCGAGUACGUCCGGGCCAUUCUGGUCUCCUUUUAG